Molecule: messenger RNA, 435 nt
Organism: Naumovozyma dairenensis CBS 421
Lineage: Eukaryota; Fungi; Ascomycota; Saccharomycetes; Saccharomycetales; Saccharomycetaceae
Product: monothiol glutaredoxin family protein
Exons: 1
Coding region: 1-435 (144 amino acids)
Source: RefSeq, a predicted model, not a curated record
AUGUUUUUACCAAGGUUAGCUGGUAGAACGCUUCUUCCAACACAACGUCUCCUAUUCACCAACAAGUCAGCGAGAGCAUUCCUUAGUACAGAAACUAAAAAGGCCAUAGAAGGAGCCAUUGAAUCAGCUCCUGUCGUGUUAUUUAUGAAGGGAACACCUGAAUUCCCCAAAUGUGGAUUCUCGAGAGCCACAAUAGGUAUACUUGGAUAUGAAGGCAUAGAUCCAAAUAAAUUUAAAGCAUUUAAUGUGUUAGAUGAUGCAGAAUUACGAGAAGGGAUUAAAGAAUUUACUCAAUGGCCAACGAUUCCUCAAUUAUUUGUAAAUAAAGAAUUUAUUGGGGGUUGUGACGUCAUUGUAAGUAUGUCUAAAUCAGGUGAAUUAACUAGUGUAUUUGAAGAAGCAGAUGUUCUGGUACCAAAAGACCAACUUGACUAG